Sphaerodactylus townsendi is the source of this 3512-nucleotide messenger RNA. RefSeq names its product protein phosphatase 2 regulatory subunit B'alpha (gene PPP2R5A). Gene Ontology annotation, cellular component: nucleus; cytosol; protein phosphatase type 2A complex. Lineage: Eukaryota; Metazoa; Chordata; Lepidosauria; Squamata; Sphaerodactylidae. The record is from RefSeq and is a predicted model, not a curated record. Gene Ontology annotation, biological process: protein dephosphorylation; signal transduction. Bases 941 to 2404 code for a protein of 487 amino acids. Gene Ontology annotation, molecular function: protein phosphatase activator activity. The transcript is spliced from 13 exons.
GUUCGGCCCCGCCCCCUUUUGGAACUCGGUCGUCCUUGUGGCUCGUUCGUUUCUAGUAAGUUGCGCGCUUGUUCUUGAGCGGAAGAUUCGUUCCUUGUUGUUACGUCGGGGCGCGCGGACGGGCUCGGCGGAAGAGGAAGCGGCGUCCCAGAAGAAGUUAAGCCCGGAGGGGGGAGGGGAUGGGGCGCGCGACGGCCGAGUGAGGAGAUGUUGGCGGAAGAAGCCCGGGGGGCUCCCGGAGGCGGCUGAGGCGGCUGCAGCCCGGCCGCCCUCUUCCCUCGCCCGGGUCUCCGCUCAGCUGCGGCUCAUGACAGCGAGUUCUUGGCGGGGCGGCCCAGGCAACCCCAGCGAGCCCGGCUGAGAAACAGAACAGCGCCUCUGACACCUCCGGAGCCCCGACAAAGUUUGCUGCGGGCGGGCAGCGGAGGAGGCGCUCGUGCGCUGGAGUAAAGUUAUUUUGUUUUCGUCAUGGUGGCUCCUUCCGAUUGAGACGAACGCGGGAGAUUACAUGGGGGACUCCAUCCUGGAUUAAGAGGAUCCAAAAUCCUGGAUUUUGGACCUCCCCCCACGCCUUACUACGAGUUCCAAUUCACUUUACUUGUUGUUUGUCCCCCUUACCCCCUUUUAUUGGAAGCUCUUGAGGUUUCUCAGCCUAGUUUGCAAGCUACUCCUUUCCUGGCGGUCGUAAUUACGAAGCUUUUUCCCUUCUCCACGGUGUUUGGUCAAAAAGGGCUGUUUGGGUCUGGGAACCCCCCGCCGCCCUUCCUCGGUGCUGCUGCUGCUGGAUCAAGCGUCUCCCUCCUGUCCUCGCCGGGGGUCUUCGAUCAGGUGCCUCCCCCCGCCCCCCUCCUCGCCGUGAGGGGGUGAGAUCUAUGCUUGAAGAGCAGCGAAGAGGCAGUCUUUGCCCCCCCCCCCCCCGGCGUCUUCUGCGGGCUCGGCCAUGUCGACGGCGAUCUCGGCCGCGGAGAAAGUGGACGGCUUCACGCGGCGGUCGGUGCGCAGGGCUCAGAAGCAGAAGCGGCCGCAGGGCUCCUCGCAGUUCCGCACGCAGAGCAGCCAAGCCGACCUCGCCCCGCUGCCCCAGCUCAAAGAUGCCACUUCAAAUGAUCAGCAAGACCUCUUUUGUCAGAAGCUGCAGCAGUGUUGCGUAUUGUUUGAUUUUUUGGACUCUGUGUCGGACUUGAGAAGCAAAGAAAUUAAAAGAGCAACGCUGAAUGAACUGGUGGAAUAUGUUUCAACAAAUCGUGGUGUGAUUGUUGAAUCAGCAUAUUGUGACAUAGUGAAAAUGAUUAGUUCUAAUAUCUUCAGAACUCUUCCACCAAGUGAAAAUCCAGAUUUUGAUCCAGAAGAAGAUGAACCAACGUUAGAAGCCUCCUGGCCUCAUAUACAGGUGGUAUAUGAAUUUUUCCUGAGAUUUUUAGAGAGUCCCGAUUUCCAGCCUAGCAUUGCAAAACGUCAUAUUGACCAGAAGUUUGUUCAGCAGCUGUUGGAGCUUUUUGAUAGUGAAGAUCCACGAGAGCGUGACUUCUUAAAAACUGUUCUUCAUCGAAUUUAUGGCAAAUUUCUUGGAUUAAGAGCGUUCAUCAGAAAACAAAUCAACAAUAUUUUCCUCAGGUUUAUAUAUGAAACAGAACAUUUCAAUGGUGUUGCUGAACUCCUUGAGAUACUAGGAAGCAUUAUCAAUGGGUUUGCAUUGCCCCUGAAAGCAGAGCACAAGCAGUUCCUUAUGAAGGUCCUUAUUCCUAUGCACACGGCAAAAGGAUUAGCUUUAUUUCAUGCACAGUUGGCCUAUUGUGUUGUUCAGUUCCUGGAGAAAGAUAUGACAUUGACGGAGCCGGUCAUCAGAGGACUUCUCAAAUUUUGGCCAAAAAUAUGCAGCCAGAAAGAGGUAAUGUUUUUAGGUGAAAUUGAAGAAAUCCUGGAUGUAAUAGAACCAACACAAUUUAAAAAAAUACAAGAGCCUCUCUUUAAACAGAUAGCCAAGUGUGUGUCAAGUUCACAUUUUCAGGUUGCAGAAAGAGCUUUAUACUUCUGGAAUAAUGAAUACAUUCUUGGUUUGAUUGAGGAGAACAUUGAUACAAUUCUGCCUAUUAUGUUUGGUAGUUUAUACAAGAUUUCCAAAGAACACUGGAAUCCGACCAUUGUAGCAUUAGUAUAUAAUGUGCUGAAAACUCUGAUGGAGAUGAAUGGAAAGCUAUUUGAUGAACUCACAAGCUCUUACAAAGCAGAGCGACAAAGAGAGAAGAAGAAGGAGCUCGACCGUGAAGAACUGUGGCGGAAACUGGAGGAACUAAAGCUAAAGAAAGCCCUGGCUGAGCAGAGUAGCCCACCCACGAUAAAUGCGCAAAUUGACAAAGUGCCAAUUGAAAAUGACUCCUUCACAUGUCCUUUUUUACAUAUGUAAAAUACAGAACAGAAACCUCAUCAGAAAUGGCCUAUUUUUUCCCUCUGGCAAAAUGUAAAUGAAAGUUUUUGAACAGAAAUACAAUAAUUGAAUGUGACAUUACACAGCAUAUUGUAAAUUUGUCUAAUCAUUGCUAUAUGAUCACUUCUGACUUUUCACAAAUGAAUUUUAUCAUUCAUGAUGUGUGUGAUUUUAAUGAUGGGAGUGGUGAAAAUUGACUUGAAUUUUUUUCUUUUUUAUUGUGUGUUGCACAUAGUAUAGAAGUCAGCUAUUUACAUUUUCCCCUUAUGUGCUUUUCGCAUUACUGCAGGUUUGGCUAAGAUUUCUAAAAAUGACUGCUAAUUGUGCUGUAUUUUCUCAAAUGAAAUUAAGGCUACAAUCUCACGCAUACUUGGGAGGAAGCCCUAUUGACUCCAGUUGGUCUCUUUUCUGAGUAAACACACGUAGGAGUGGGGUGCAGGGUAUAUUUUAUUUGGAAGAAAUGAUCUUCUGUGUGUUACAUUACCACAAAUGUCAAAGCUACCACUGCACAAAGCAUUCCAGACAGCAAAGAUCUGUAGAGGUGAAAGGAAGAUUUUUAAUAGAACGCAAGUUAAAAAUACAAUGCCACGCAUGUACCUUCUGACUGGAUAGAGAGGAGGCAGCUUCUCUGGAUAUUCUACUACCAUACCACUUGGUCUUCACAUCUCUGCCUUUAGUCAGGCAUUCACCCGCUGUGAUUCCUGUUUUACAACUGAGGGUGGCAUUUCCUUUUAAGCAUAUCACUGAAGCUCCUAGUGGCCUCGGAGUUCUUAUACAACACAGGAGCUCUGUUUUGAGCUGGCUCUGCAAGGUAGAGGUUUGGGUUCUGCAAUUCCUAUGCAAGAAUGAAAUGUCUGUCUGACAAAAUAAUUCCUUGUUUUGUUUAAUGAAAAUACAAUGCUCUUUUUUGGGUUGGGGAAAGCUGACUUUACAAGUCUUUUGUCUGUUUUUAAUUGAUCAGGAGGGGAAAAUUUUUUUGCAGAUCUUUCUAUCAGUACCAUUCCAAUCUCCUUAAAUUGCAGUUGUGUGGAAAACAGUUUUGUAUUGAGAGAUUGAGCAGCAUUCAAUAAAGUCUUUAUGUUUGUAA